AUGGACACAUAUGGACGCCCCGAGCAAUUUAUAGGCUUUCAGUACUUUGUUUUGGAUGUGGAAGACUGGAGCGAGUGCGGGGAGGAGCUGGCAGGGAAGUGGGACCAGGCGUUUGAGUUCAUUGAGCAGGCCAAGGCAGAGCGGGGGAAGGUGUUUGUUCACUGCUUUGCAGGCAUCUCUCGGAGUACUGCCGUCUGCACGGCAUACCUUAUGGCCCGGCGGGGGCUCAGCUACGCGGACGCCAAGCGCCACGUGCGCAAAUUCCGGCGGAAAGCGAACCCUAACGCGGGCUUCGUGGCUCAGCUCAGGUUGCUAGAUGAACGACUUCAGGAAAGGACGAUUGAAAGCUUUCUGGAGGGCGGGGGGUUGGGGGACGGGGGCAAAGGAACGGUUGAGGACCUAGAGCGGGGCCAGACAGUGCAAUGGGCGCAAGAAGGGGGCUCGGAAGAGGUUGGCGCCGUGAGUGAGAGAGUGGCUGAAGAGCCGCAGAAGCCGGGGCUAGUUGUCGGGCCUUCCGCUGGGAGCAAUGGAAAUGGAACUGGUCCAGAGGGUCGAAAAGAGGGAGAGGUGCUCGAGGGAGAGCAGGAAAGGGCGGCUUUAAUAAGCGGAAGGGAAGAGAUGACAGAGGCGGGUUUCUUGAUUGUGGAAGCGCAAAAAGAGGCGACCGUGAGAAGGGAAGUGACGGCUUCGAUGUCGCCUACGAAGAGGCAGAUGAGUGGGGGCAAUGGGCGGUCUUCUCUAGUUGCACUGAAGCCUCGGUUUACCGGGCAAGCGGUUCGGACCGGCCUGGCUGGUCGGGGGGGCGUUCCGGCGUCGGAAUCAACGGAAUCCUAUGAUUCCCUCUGGCAAGGAAACGGUGACGGUCUGGAAGAUUUAGCAAGUGGUGAAUGCUUCGCAGACGAGAACGAGGUUCCGCUGGGGAACAAAUGGAAUGAGAUGCUGCACCCUGCCGAACGAAAAGGUUGCGCCAAAAGGUUGUUCGGGACAGAAGAGGAGGGACGUGGGGAGAGCGUUGAAGAGGAACGAACGUCAACGUUCUCUCUCUCUGCGGAUCGCGGCUCGAGGGCCCUCCUGUCUUGGCAGUCGGUGACGUCAGGCCGUCUUCUCGAGAGGGAAGAGGAGGAGCGGCAAAACAGGGAAACAAGCUAUCUAGGAGACGGCAUCGAUCUCGAUUCUGCGCGGGCAAUGACAACUACGAUGGAGAAUGAUGAGGGAGACCUCCCAAGUUCCACGGACGGUUCCUUUAGGGCUGCGUUAGGUGCUCUGCGGAGCGACGCAGAAGAUCAUGUAGUCGAGAAGAGGAUAGACGGGACUGGUACACGUGUCCACUUCGGAGUGGGGACACGUGACCAACAGAGAAGCGGUUUGGAGGCAUACUCUGCAGACAGCGCGCGCGUGCUUUUUCCGCUACUUCCAAAAGGGGAGUCUGCGGAAACGGACACGGGUCGUGGAGGAAGCGCCGCCCGGUUCGCGUUGCUCGAGGGCUUUGCGUGGGAGUUGGCAACUAUGGACUGGUUGGCCGGCGUUUGCUUCCGCGCACUUGGACUGGCGAGGAGCCACUGGUCCGUGCUUUGA
Molecule: messenger RNA, 1575 nt
Organism: Klebsormidium nitens
Lineage: Eukaryota; Viridiplantae; Streptophyta; Klebsormidiophyceae; Klebsormidiales; Klebsormidiaceae
Source: the annotation of a GenBank genome assembly